GCGUAGAACGAGUCCAUGCUUGCUCCGCUUCAGAGUACAUCGACAAUUGCUCUAAAUCAAUUGGAUCAAGUCUCAUUUUAAACAGCCACCUCCAGUUAGUCAGCAGGAUGUCCAGUUCGGACGUGCUAGCCCGUCCCGGCGGCGUGGACAUGUCCUCCUCUCCCAAAUCACCACUGGCUAAAACCCAACAUCCUGACAAGGACUCCAAACAGAACCCUGUCCCUGCCUCCCCUCCCCUCCAUGGCCUGAAGCUGGCUCCCCACAGGGAGCUGGAGCAGGCGCAGCAGAGGGGCAGGCUGAAGUGUUCUAGCUGCGGAGGCUCCCGGAUGUUCUUCUGCUACACCUGCUGCUCUUUAGUGGGCGUCAGCCAGCAGGAAAUCCCCUCCGUCAAGCUCCCUAUAAAGAUUGACAUCAUCAAGCAUCCCAGUGAGGUUGAUGGGAAGAGCACAGCCAUACACGCCAAGAUCCUCGCCCCUGAUGAUGUCACCAUCUACACUUACCCCUGCAUACCUGACUAUGAAGAUGACACAGACAAAGUAGUGCUGGUGUUCCCUGGUCCUGGAUCAGUCUCAGUGGAGGAGAUGACAUGGAGAUUACAGAACCUGGCUGACAUGAAGUCAGCUGCCUCCCCUGACGAGGAACCGUCCCCAAAGAGGCCCAGAGCUGAGGAGCCAGGGGCCACACAGCAGGCUGAGGGACAGACAUCAGGAGCCACACACACAGAGGGGAGGGGAGGGGCAGCAGGGAUAGAGGGCCAGACUGAGACACCAGGAGCCUGUCCCCUCCAGAGAGUGGUGUUCAUCGACAGCACAUGGAACCAGACCACCAGAAUCAUCACAGAUGAGAGACUACAGGCGUUGCUCCGCGUGGAGCUGAAGACCAGGAAGACGUGUUUCUGGCGCCAUCAGAAAGGUUCUCCAGACACCUACCUGGCAACCAUAGAGGCUGUCUACUACUUCCUCAAGGACUACCAGGAGCUGUGUCUGAGACAGGAGUACACAGGACAGUAUGACAACCUGAUGUACUUCUACUGUUACCUACACACACUGAUCAACAAGGCUAAGACAACCGCUGGGAGACACUGAGGACGCAGGGGGAGAGAGGCCAAAACUACCGCUGGGAGACGCUGAGGCUGCAGGGGGAGAGAGGCCAAAACUACCGCUGAGAGACGCUGAGGCUGCAGGGGGAGAGAGGCCAAAACUACCGCUGGGAGACGCUGAGGCUGCAGGGAGGAGAGAGAGGCCAAAACUACCGCUGAGAGACGCUGAGGCUGCAGGGAGGAGAGAGAGGCCAAAACUACCGCUGGGAGACGCAGGGAGGAGAGAGAGGCCAAAACUACUGCUGGGAGAUGCAGAGACUGCAGGGAGGAGAGAGAGGCCAAAACUACCGCUGGGAGACGCAGGGAGGAGAGAGAGGCCAAAACUACCGCUGGGAGACGCAGGGAGGAGAGAGAGGCCAAAACUACCGCUGAGAGACGCAGAGACUGCAGGGAGGAGAGAGAGGCCAAAACUACCGCUGGGAGACGCAGGGAGGAGAGAGAGGCCAAAACUACCGCUGAGAGACGCAGAGACUGCAGGGAGGAGAGAGAGGCCAAAACUACCGCUGGGAGACGCAGGGAGGAGAGAGAGGCCAAAACUACCGCAGGGAGGAGAGAGAGGCCAAAACUACCGCUGAGAGACGCAGAGACUGCAGGGAGGAGAGAGAGGCCAAAACUACCGCUGGGAGACGCAGAGACUGCAGGGAGGAGAGAGGCCAAAACUACCGCUGGGAGACAGUAGAAGCACAGCGAAGAGCUGCUGGCAAACGCACGAAAGUGCUGUUUGAAUGAAUGCUUACGAGCCUGCUGCUGCCUACCACCGC
This is a messenger RNA of Salvelinus namaycush (lake trout), 1860 nucleotides long. Its product is annotated as tRNA-uridine aminocarboxypropyltransferase 1-like. Gene Ontology annotation, cellular component: nucleus. The transcript has 5 exons. The coding region runs from base 108 to 1085 and encodes 325 amino acids. The record is from RefSeq and is a predicted model, not a curated record. Lineage: Eukaryota; Metazoa; Chordata; Actinopteri; Salmoniformes; Salmonidae. Gene Ontology annotation, molecular function: tRNA-uridine aminocarboxypropyltransferase activity. Gene Ontology annotation, biological process: tRNA modification.